Triticum urartu is the source of this 1809-nucleotide messenger RNA. The record is from RefSeq and is a predicted model, not a curated record. Lineage: Eukaryota; Viridiplantae; Streptophyta; Magnoliopsida; Poales; Poaceae.
GUGGGCUGACGCACGGGCUCUCCUCCCCCCGCGCAGCGCCCCCGAGCUCCAGAUCGGGAGGGGAGUUCCCGAUCCAGAGCCCCUCGCCGCGCCGCUGCCUUCGCGCUCGGCCUCGCCACCGGCCGCCGCGCCGCCGUCGACCAUAGCCGGACCUCCGCGUCUCGCGCCCCCUCUUAUGGAUCAGCCAUGGCCACCGGCCGCCGCGCCGCCCACCACGCCGAGCUGCUCAGCACUCUCCUCGCCGCCGCGGGCAACGGCCGGGAGGAGGAGGAGGACGCGCGGGAGGCGCGGCAGCAUCAGAAUCAACGCGUCGAAUCCGGCCUCGGCUUACGGCGACACGGACGUGGAUGCUCUGGCUGCGACCGCCGUGCUCUAUGCCCCGACCCUGCUCGCCGAGUCCGUCCGACCUGCUGAUCUCGCCGGCCAGCGACGGGAGGAGGGUGGCAAGCUGAGCCGGAGGAGAGCGAGGCGUCCACGUUACUUUAAGUGCAAAGCAGAGAAACACACACACACUCAGGCACGAGCACAAGCUCUCCUCGCCUAUGGGUACGGCGCCGCCGCCGCCAUGCGCGGCCGCGCGGAGCGGAGGCCGUGAUGGCAAGGCAGCCCUUUGGAGUCGCUCCUCCCUGACCAGGCCCAACCCCGCUCCACCAGCUCGACCUCCUAUUUCCUUCCCAAUGCCGGGCACUGCCCGCUCUCCUCUCUGAUUUCCGGCAUGGAAAACCCUCUUCUCCGACUUUCGGCCUCUCCCCAACCUCUGGCCGGUGCUGCGGGACAUAUACAACAUCUGCCCUCCAUGCCAUUGCAACUUCCAGCCUCGACGUCCAUCGCCUUCUCUAGAUCCAGCGGCCAUCUGCACGGCUGCACGCCAACUGUUCGGUCAAUUGACCCAACAGACACGAGGUAUUUUUCUUUUUUUUGUUCCUUUGGUGUUCCAUCCAGCACUAAUGUGAAGGUCUUGGUUCAGAUGCUACUCAUGUUCUGUACAUUCUAAUUGAUUAUAUUAGCCUAGAGAAUGGAGAGAAAGAGGAGAAGUUGUCUUCAGCACCAUACUGAACUAUUGAAGCAACAGGAAGAUGAGUGUAUCAUGCAAGAGGAGAUCCUGGCCGCCGUCCUGUGCCUCGGCGACCAGUAUGACCAUGUCCUCGCGUGCCUCCUGCUGGUUGAUCCGGUGCCAGCAACUGUCAUCUUCCCAAAAUUUAACUGGACAUUUGAAUGUUCUUAAUUUUUUUUCUUCUGAAAUGAACAUAGCUGUGAGUUUUUUUAUGGUGAAAUCAAGUUCUGACGGAAUUUACAAUAUACUUUGUAUUGUUGUUUUUUAGGUCUUACACACCUCAUGUACCCAGGGCCAUCCACACCCAUUUUGACCGUUCAUUAGAUGUUUAUCGGCUAGCAGGGGAGGCCAUGAACAAUCUUUAAAAAAACCCAGGUGCAAGUGCUGAGUUACAACGCGACAUCGACGACACAAAAGCCAGUAUGUUUGAGCUAAGGGAACGAGCUAGGGACAGUACCACCCGGCUGCCCCAGCACUUAAGCUGACUGUCCAAUUCCACUUUCAUCCAUGGAGGCUGCGGUUUAAUUCUCAGGUUUGGCAACCUUUUCUCUCUACGGCUGAGUGUUGUAGUCCUGUCAAAUGAAGCAGUGUUGUUUUUGCAAUAUAGAACAGAUAUAUAAGGUGCUUCCAAUUUCUUAAUCCCAGAAUUGACGAGACCUUAUUUAGUUUGAACUCAUAAUAAUGUGUCAAUUAGAAAUAGAGCAUUGUCAUUAUCCUGACGGAUGGAUGUAUAUCAUAUGUUCUCUUGCGUUGUA